Messenger RNA from Oncorhynchus masou masou (cherry salmon), 8754 nucleotides. Its product is annotated as protein CBFA2T3-like. Bases 1123 to 3309 code for a protein of 728 amino acids. Gene Ontology annotation, cellular component: nucleus. The transcript has 12 exons. Gene Ontology annotation, molecular function: transcription corepressor activity. Gene Ontology annotation, biological process: DNA-templated transcription; negative regulation of DNA-templated transcription. The record is from RefSeq and is a predicted model, not a curated record. NCBI's taxonomy places the organism in Eukaryota, Metazoa, Chordata, Actinopteri, Salmoniformes, Salmonidae.
AGUAAGGGAGGACAGGACCCUCGGUAUCUAACCAGGGGGUGAAACAACACCCCUAAGGACAGCGUCAGGGGGGCAGAGCUAUCCAUAGGGUUCAAAGUAAGUUGGGGGUAGGGCUGGCUGGGCGGAGGGAAGGAGAGGUGGAGUGAAGGGUGUAGGGAGGAAGUGUUAGGAACAGGAGGAGCCCUGUCUGUGUCCGGAGGGAAAGGGAAGACAGCGCUGCCCGGCCUGGCCACAGACACAGCUGGUUCCUGCCAGAGGAAGCCCCAACGGAGGCCGAGGCCUGGUGUCGACCGCUAUCACAACCCAGCAGCACUGUUUACCUUCCCCUGGGGAACCACCCUUUCACACGGCGGGGUCGGGACACACAGACACACACCCACACUGUUACAGUUGCACUCAGUCCCGGCUCACACGGGCGCCACUGCUCUGCUUUCACUGUGUGGACUAGAGGAGGGUUCAGGCCAGUGCACUGCCCCUCAGCCGGAACAACGAGGAAACGAGGAGCCACGAGGCUAGCUGACCUUCCCCUGCCACUCACACACACACACACACACACUGUUACCUCACACACUCCUGUUGAGUGAGUCGGAGAAAGAGAAGGGGAGAGAGAGACUACUGGGUGGAGAGAAAGAGUAUCGGAUAAUUACACAAGUCUGGUGGCGCCGCGAUCCAUCUGAGGUGACGUGUCGUGGACGGGAAGAAAGUACGAGGUAAAGGAAGAGUCAUUUGAAGACUGUUAGCUGCAUAAAGUAAAAAGGAAGGGGAACUUUAAAGAAAGUCUUGUUCGAGUGGGAGGAAGAAGAAGUCGAGUACAAAAAGACAUCUCUCUCUGUCUGGCAGCCAUGUGAUCUGGCUGUGCUGGGCUCAUGUUCUAAUCAUGAGAGCAAGAGGACUCACUCUGUGAUCUCCCCAGGCCUGGAUGAGUCAGUCAGUCAGUGGGUCAGUCAGUCAGUCUGUCAGUCGGUAAGCACCCUAAGCACACAGGAGAAAGGACAUCGACCCUCCGGUCUACACACAGAGAAAGUGACUUGUGUGGUUUAGUGUGUCCCCUGUCCCGUCGAGAGCACUAGAAACACACAGAGGACAGGACAGCGUUGUGGAUUACUGCUGUGGGGAGGGGGGAUGCAGAGUAUGGCCGCCGAGGUCCACCUGGAGCGACAGAGGAGGUCUGACCUACGGAGAGCCUCAACCUCAGCCUCCACCUCGGCCAAUUUGACCUCUCCUCCCAGGGUUCCCACGGUGAUGCUGACCAGUCACAGGGGGACGCUGUGCAGACGGACCUCUCACAGGCUGGAAUCUGGCAACCCCAACCUGGCAACCAGGAGCCACCGCACAGCCAACCAAGGUAGCACAGAACAGAAGGUUGGAACGAUGCCCGAUUCACCUGCUGAUGUCAAAACCCAGCCCAGGUUGACUCCGCCCACAAUGCCACCUCCACCCCCGGCCGUCAGCCAGGCACCCAAUCGCAACGCUUCAUUCACACCCACCACCAGUAGGUCAAUGCUAAACGGGAGCAGUCACUCGAGUCACUCGCCCACUUCGCUCAACGGGGCGCCCUCUACACCCAACGGCUUCAGCAACGGCCCCGCCAUGUCGUCCACCGCCUCCCUGUCCAAUCAGCAGCUGCCGCCGGCCUGUGGCGCCCGCCAGCUCUGCAAGCUCAAGCGCUUCCUCACCACGCUGCAGCAGUUCGGCAACGACAUCUCGCCCGAGAUCGGAGAGCGAGUCCGCAGUCUGGUGCUGGGCCUGGUGAAUUCCACCCUGACCAUAGAAGAGUUCCACUCCAAACUCCAGGAGGCUACCAACUUCCCUCUGCGUCCCUUUGUCAUUCCAUUCCUCAAGGCGAACCUGCCCCUGCUUCAGAGGGAGCUCCUCCACUGUGCACGGAUGGCCAAGCAGACACCCGCCCAGUAUCUGGCCCAGCAUGAGCAGCUGCUGCUGGACGCCAACGCCAGCUCGCCCCUGGACUCCUCUGAGAUCAUGAUGGAGAUCAACGAGCAUGGCAAGAGGAGGACCCCCGACAGGACCAAAGACUCGGAGAGAGACGGGCACCACCCGGAGCACCUGGCCAAGCGGCCCUGCACCAUCAGCCCCAGCCAGCGCUUUAGUCCCAGCACUGGCCUGCCAGCCCACCCACCCCCCAACGGCCUGCCCACGCACCCCCCCAACGGACUGUCUCACCCCAACCCCCCUGCCCCCCAACACUACCGGCUGGAGGACAUGGCCCUGGCCCACCACUACCGCGACGCCUACCGCCACACAGCAGAGCACCGCGAGGCUCGGGACAGGCACCGGCAGACAGCCGUGCAUGGAGCACGUCAGGAGGAAGUGAUCGAUCACCGCCUGACAGAUCGGGAGUGGGCCGAGGAGUGGAAGCACCUCGAUAAUGUACGUGUUGCUGGGCUGCUCAACUGCAUCAUGGACAUGGUGGAGAAGACACGGCGGUCUCUCACAGUGCUGCGGCGUUGCCAGGAGGCCGACCGCGAGGAGAUGAACCACUGGAUCCGACGCUACAGCGACGUGGAAGAUAUGAAAAAAGGUGGGAGCAACGGCCAGCCACGCCCUCCUCCUCCUCCUGUACCUCUACCUCCUCACAACUCCUCCUCCAACACUCCUAACAACGUCGAGACACAGCAGCCCAUAGAGAUUCAUAGGGACUUCCUGCACAGACCUGCUUCUGGCUACCUACCUGAGGAGAUCUGGAGGAAGGUUGGUGCUACAAGUAUCCCACUCUCCCCAGCACUGAAGCAACUCCAAAACAAGCAGGAGGAGGCAGUGAACGAGGUGAAGAGGCAGGCGAUGUCGGAGCUACAGAAGGCUGUGUCAGACGCUGAGAGGAAGGCCCAUGAGAUGAUCUCCGCUGAGAGGUCCAAGAUGGAGAGAGCGCUGGCCGAGGCCAGGAAACAGGCCUCUGAGGAUGCACUGACCGUCAUCAACCAGCAGGAGGACUCCAGCGAAAGCUGCUGGAACUGUGGACGCAAGGCCAGUGAGACGUGCAGUGGCUGCAACACGGCACGCUACUGCGGCUCCUUCUGCCAGCACAAAGACUGGGAGAAGCACCACCACGUCUGUGGCCAGGGUCUACAGGGCCUCCCCGGGGGCAGCAGUGUUCCUCUGGGCACACCCUCCUCCAGCGCACCCCCUACACACUCAGAGAGCACCCCCUCUGGUCCACUUUCCCUGCCCGGCCAGACCAGCGGUGGUGGGGGAGGCAUUCUCUCCGGGAGUCCUAAGGAGGCUAGCUCCAGCAGUGCCUCACGCUCCACUACCCCAGCGACCCCUGCACUGCUGGACGCCACCUCUCGCUGACCCCGCACUGCCACGCCCAGUCACUCCCACUGACGCUACAGUACAGCUGCCAUCCAUCCUUAACAAACAGAGGAAUCUCCAUCGAUCUGCGCCCUUUCCUUCUUCUGUACUGCAUCUGUAGUGGUCCAUGAAUACUGCACCGCCGACUACUUCUUAGCUACCUGAAGGCCUUGUUUUCUCAACUCCUCAGCCUCCCCCCAAAACACGUUCUGACUGUCUCUCAGCCGCACAGACUUUCUCCCUGUCAAACUCAAAAACUGGUCAAGGGGUCCACUGUUGUGUUUAGCAUGGCUCGGGCUUACUUUACUGUGUGCUCAAAAUAAACCAAUGCAGAGGCAGAACUCCCUCUCUUAAAGUCAAAUUACAACAACAAAAAACACCAUACUUGGUUAUUGAACUCUGAUAAUGUCGUGUGAAGAUAAGCUUUGUUAUAUGCCAGACCAACACGUGGCCUCAGUAACAUAAGCCCAGUCAACGCCUGUGUAUGUCAGGGGCUUGCAUUGCAUGGGACUCGUUAUGGUACCACACAUAUUGUGAAGAAGAGAUAUCUAAAUUUAGCACUUGGAGAGGAUUUCCCUUUAACGCAGCAGGAGUGGGAUGACUCUUAACCCCCAGCAUGUGCACUAACAGCCCAGACCUCUGAGAGAUGGAUAGAUAGAUGCGUCUAUAGAACAGGCUCCUCUGUGUACUGGGCCGUGGACAUGUCCUGAUUGAGGUCCCCUAUCUAAGAAGCCAGACACCAGUCAGGAAACCCCUCUUCUGAUGGAGGAGAGGGGAUAAGAUACACUCUUGGUGCGAUUUAUUCCUCAGAAGCUCUUCCAUAAUACGGCUAAUUAUUUAUCCAAUGAUUUAUUUUUGGGCUUUUAGGAAGACAAAGAAAAGUCCAAAUAUUCAAAACAAAUAAUAAUGAUUUUUAAAAAGUUAACUACCUUGCUAGCGAGCCAAGAAAAUGACACCGGACUCACCUCUCUGUACCGAUGUGAACCCAAAUGAAUUCAAAGAGGAAGGGAAAAAACAUGAUCCAAACCUUUUUAUUACACUGCCAAAGUUACUAAGAGACAAGGAGAAGCACUCAUCUUGUAACCAAACGCAAGCAACUUCACCUCCUCAAGCAGCAAAGCCCUGGGAGAUAAAGGCUAUAGAGCAACAAGUCACGCAAAAACUCUAUAUUGAGUGUACUGGCCUCUGUCAGCCUGAAAAUACCCACAGUGAUCCACAGAGAGAGAAAUCCAGAGCAAACAUUUGGAAACGCCUGCCACAAAAGACAAUUGAAAUGGAAGGACCAACCACUGAAUGUGACAGUGAUUUAUGUGAAUGGCAACGGAAUGGACAAAGAAGCAGCUACUCAAAAAGAAGAUGAAAGGCAUUGGAACUGCCAAAAAUAACCUAAAAAAACUGAUAACCUGUCCAAGCAAGCAUUGUACAGUAUGGAUGAGACUUUUGUUCCUAAUUAUGUUUUUUAGCUCUAUCAAGAGGAUACAUUUCAGUGAGUCGUACCUUUUCACCCUCCUUUUCCAAAGCAUGACAAACAGACUAACGAGCCUCAUAAGUGGUGUAGACUCAGUUCUAUUCUCUCUCUCUUUCUACCUCCCCCCCCCACACUUUCCUGUAUGUUCCUCCCUAAAACUCUCUUGUCCCUCAGUCAACCCUACCCCCUUUGGACAUAACCUCUGAGCAGAUAUCUGGGAAGGGAUCAAACCUGCUUGUAGAUUUCCUUUCUUUGUUUCUCGCAACAACAAAAAAUGGUCUCUGUAUCUGGUGUCCACCUGUGCUGCCCUUGUGCGUUUUCAGAAAGAGGGACUUUUCUUCUUUUUAAGUUUGGGCUGAACAUUGAAGCAGGAGCAAGACUCUAGGACAGAAAACCCCAUGUUGUACUUAUUGUUCAAUUUGUUGUAUCUUUAUCAAUGAAAAGAAAAUCCUCUUGUAGAAUAUUUUAUAUUGCUCGCAUUGUAAGACAGUGAGAGGACAGAGGUGCAAUAUGAAGAGAAUUCAGCUACUGAAUGAAACCUCAGCAACUACCCAUAGGGGUCAUAUAAUAUAGAUACAUAUAAAUAUAUUUAAAAUAACAUCAGUAACUUAAUGUGAAUGUACAUAGUAUUUAAAGAGGUCCAAAAAUGUGUUUGCCAAAUAACAGAAACCUUUAAAGUAAUGUACAAUGUCCAGAAUAUGAUUUCUUUCCCGUUCAUUUUUUAAUCAAAGGCAUUUUAAUUUCUCAUAAAUCCUUCUUUUCUACCAGAUUAGAAAAGUCUGCUGAGUGAGUAAUCUCAAAAAGAGGUUAUGAGGAGGGAUGUUGGCAGCGAUAGUGGUUUUCUUCUGGAGUCACAGUUCUUAUAGCUCCCCCUAUAAUUGAUGGCAGCAUACACCUCUGACUCCCUUCAGGAGGAGCCAGCUAUAGCUCUCAUGACAGGCCCAAGAGGAUGGUUUUAAAGAGGAGAAAGAGAGGCUUAUCACACAUGGAUUCUAAAAGCGUCCUAGCAUGAGGCUAAAUUACUCCACUACUCUGGAUAUUGAAUUUAAAACGCAAGAAUUUAUGCCCAAAAAGUUAUCUGUGAAACAUUGCCAUCCAUUGGGCUGAAGUGCCACUGCAGUGGGCCACCUUUUACACUAAAAACCGUGGGAGCUGCCCCCAAAACAAAGCCAACCCACUGGUCUGGAAGUCUGAAGCUUAACCUAACCAUGAUACUGCCCAAUCCUUUCACUGGUUAUUUUUUCUUACCCUGUCCAUAGAUUCGUUUGUGAAGAUGCAGUCUCAGUCAUUUAUCCUCAUGUAGGGUUAGGAUCCUAGCAAGGCAAAAAAGGACUCAGAACCUGGGAGAGUUGGAACAGAUGUCUUCACAAUCACAGACUAACAGGGAGGAAUGCCAUCUCAUACAGUAAUGUCAUCACAAGCUAUAUUGAAGUUAAAACAUCAUUAAGUUAUAAUUACACACUCAAAUGGCUUUCAAACAUAACAUUAAAUAAGGACUGUACCUGCCAUGUUCAUAUGAAUGAUAUAAUAAUCCCAAACCAAUUGGCCACAUAACUCUAAAAUGGACCAAACUUGAAGGAGUUUUUGUGUUGUUUUAUCUUGUACUGUUAAAAGUAUGGUCUGCCAGGCUCUUUCGCAUUUAAAACCCAGAGUGACAUAUUGACGGAGAAACGAUUGGACGUCUAUUAGCGUUGACAGUGUGUUUAAUUUAUCACAUGAUCUAUUUUCCUAUAUGUCAGUAUCGAAAAGUAAUAUAUAAAUUGUUCCAAGUGUGAUAAGCUGCGAGGUACCCUGCAUCUGCGUGUAUAUGUGUGUCGUAUGUUAUUACCGGUGUAUUGAAAUGACUUCAGCCUGGUUGUGUUUCUAAACCCCUUCAGCCCUCUGCUCUUUAACCCCCACCUGAACAUCCCUCCUGUCUCCUGACCCACCACAAGCUACCUCCUCUGACCCUGCAGCACAUGACUGGGAGAGGUCACUGAGCUUUGGGAGCAGGGCUGCGAGCAGACAUGCAAACUCACACAAACAUCAGAGCAAAUAGGAAACAAACCCGGAAGAUCUAAUACUGAUAACUUUACUAUGUGUAUAUUUUCGCACCUCAACUCACAGUCAGAAAUAGUGAUCAAAGGAGGAACACUCAGAUGCUUUUGAUUCUAGACUCUCUACGUAUAAUACACUGUCCAGGGUUCGAUAUAGAGGAAUUCCUUCCAUACCCAAGCUGAACGUUAAACCAUUACAUUUGUAGUCCAAAACAAAUAAAGCACAGACCAAAGUAUUUCUGCACGACGGGUGGAUUUUGAAAUUGUGUCGAGUAAGACCAGAAAAAAGGAGGCUUGAGGCCAACUAUACCUGUUAACCAAAGUGUCUGAAAUAAACACAUGCUCAAAGCACAAGACAAAAACAAACAACCAACGCAUCUGUGAAGGUGGAGAUUUGUAGAUUAUUUAUUCAAGUAAUCAAAGCGCUUGUUUCUACAUAUCUAAUGCCUCAGAUAAGACUACAGAAACAUCUCCGGAAUGCGUAAUGAUUGCUUUGAGUUUUCUUCCUAAGCCUUGCUUACAGACGUAAUAAUUGCAUGGUGUGUGUGUGUGUGUACUUGUUUUUCUCUUUUCACAGUUUCUCUGUACAAACUACUUGAACCUUCAGAGCUUUAAUGAAACAUCUCAGUCAGAAUAAUGGCAGAGAAUUCUAAAGAUGUAGCAGUGCACUGAGAGGGAAAGACAGAGUGAACUCACCCACCAUAUUAUCCACAACAUUACCGUAGGUUUUGAUGACAUUUCAAUACACAUUAUCCUUUAAUGCUCUCUGUGUGCUUUGCUUGUCUGCGAAUCAACCCUGAAACACAAUAACUCUUUAAUUUGUCACAACUUGUGGCAAAUACUAUUUUUAUUGACCAAAAAAAAAAUGUGUUUGUAAUAUCAAUCACACCAACUCUCUCUUUCUCCGCUGUCCCUUUUUAAGCCCAGCAUUGGGGCACAUGUUAUUUGGGCAGGUCUGUACAGUGGUUGGUGCUGUCGAACAUUUGGCCAUGCAAGCUGUCACUGAAAGGACAUCUGAAGUAGAGUUAGCAUGCUGAGCUCCUGUUCUGUGUGACCCACUGAAGAGAAGGUUUAACUAAUUCUCUUUUUCUAUGACCAGACAAGAGAAACAAGGUUCCUAAAGUGGUAUGGGCUCUGAGGAAAGGAUUCAUGUUCUGGACAUGGAAUAAUGGAAGACCAACUGUGUGUGGAGCGUUCUAUUUCAUUCAUGCCCUGUGAUGUCAUAAUGGGGUAAUAGGAGGACUGUUCCUGCCUCUGAUGUGAAAUCUACAAAGCCUGGAGGUCUCCACCGCUUAUAUAUAGAUAAAGACUGUCAUUUAUUCACAUAUACAGACCACUUUAUGAUCUCUUUAGGUUUUUAAUACGGCAUACGUGAAGAGGGCAAAUUCUGUGUUUUCGAUGGCAAAUACUAGCAUGUUGGCAUCAGCCUCUCCCUAACCAUUUACCACCAAUCUAUCAAUGGAGUUUCUUGGCUCAUCUGAUUUCAGUGAAUGAUUGCCCUGUGAAGCCCGCACUGAUACAAAGCUGAGAUGGCACUUGGUCUCCCCAAGUUAUGGUAGGGAUGAAAGUGUUUUUAUUACAUUAUUAUUUCAAGACAAACAAAGACUUGGUUUUAUAUGUGUAGGGAAGCAUUAUAUACUGUAUUGUGCAAUACAUUAUUACAGAAAAAAAAAAGUUUCUGUUUGAAAGGUUGGCGCUUUGAAGAAAAAAUUAUUUUCCUCUUUAAGAGUCCUAUUACCAUUCUUUAGAUGAAGUGAACUGUGCCAGAAUAAUUUAAUUCUGAUUUUUAUUUAUUUAUUGCAUGCUUUCCUUCCCUUUUUGCUAUUCCCCUUCUUUAACUGUGCGCUAUGUUGGAUGUGUGAAGCUGUAAACAUUCUAAUUCAGGUUAUCGUCUGUGUUGAGCUAUGUAACUGCGUAAUUAAAAAUGAAAUGAAAUAUCAA